CCCCGCCGGCCGCAUGGAGGCCCCGGAGGGCGCCAAGCCGAGAGACGUGGUGACAGAGACCGGGGGGCCACCUGCUGCUCCCGGGGCCAGGGACCGUUGCCCCGUGCCCGAGGCCGAGGAGGAGGACGCAGCUGUCCCGACACCAGCGCCCGGGCUCCUGCAGGUCGCCGAGAGGAGGCAGCCCCUGAGCAGCGUCUCCUCCCUGGAGGUGCACUUCGACCUCCUGGACCUCGCUGAGCUGGCCGACAUGUCCGACCAGGAGCUGGCCGAGGUCUUCGCUGACUCGGAUGAUGAGACCGGUGACACCCCGGCAGGCCUGCAGCCGCUGCCCCGGGCAGGCUGCCUCCGCUCCCCAUCCUGGACACAUACGAGGGCCGAGCAGAACCGGGAAAAGCAGCCUCCUGGGGAACCCCAGCGGCAGCCGGCGGUGCUGGACACGUUUCUCACCGUGGAGAGGCCCAAGGAGGACUAGGCGGCUGCGGCCCGGGGGUCGGCACAAGCACAGCCCAGCGGCCUUGCUCUGGUUCCUCCAGGGCCGUGCCGGGACCAUGCCCAGGACUGAAGCGGAGCGGCCUGGGCUUCUGGAAACUUGUCUACGAGACUGGUGCUCUGUCCCAGAACCCCCACGCGGGCAGGGGUGACGGCCACCGGGCCCCAGCCCAGGGACACUGCUGCCCAGCCAAGCAUUGUGGCCAGUACGGCGGCUACAGGCCUGGCCCCAUGCCUGCCCCGCCACACAUCUGGUCUGGACCCCGCGGCCCUGCCUGGGUGGGGACCCCGGUGCCUGCACACAGCCCCAAGCCCUCUCAAGGCACAACCCCACUGCCCCCAAUGCUGCUUCUCGUGGCCUGAGGGACAGGAUGGGCCCCUGGCCGCACAGCAAGUUGACGGCUUUAGAAUAAAGGCGUGAGCUCGCCUCCGUCCCAGCCCCAGCCCUUCCCACAGCCGGAAGCCACAUGACUGCCCACAGCCGCCUGGGCUAUGCGCUCCUCUCCAGGCCGGCCGUGUGCCCUGCAGGCUCCCGGGUCUUCCUGCGGCUGGGGGCUCACUUACAAAAGGGGGGAUUAAACAUCACUUCCUGAGGCCUGACCCAUCUCCUCCUUUCUGGCUGACAGUUCCGGGGUUCGUGGGGGCCACUCC
This is a messenger RNA of Talpa occidentalis (Iberian mole), 1140 nucleotides long. RefSeq names its product dysbindin domain containing 1 (gene DBNDD1). The transcript is spliced from 4 exons. Gene Ontology annotation, biological process: negative regulation of protein kinase activity. The record is from RefSeq and is a predicted model, not a curated record. Gene Ontology annotation, cellular component: cytoplasm. Bases 14 to 472 code for a protein of 152 amino acids. NCBI's taxonomy places the organism in Eukaryota, Metazoa, Chordata, Mammalia, Eulipotyphla, Talpidae.